Leucoraja erinaceus (little skate) is the source of this 2838-nucleotide messenger RNA. RefSeq lists its product as uncharacterized. The record is from RefSeq and is a predicted model, not a curated record. The transcript is spliced from 7 exons. Lineage: Eukaryota; Metazoa; Chordata; Chondrichthyes; Rajiformes; Rajidae. The coding region runs from base 1732 to 2547 and encodes 271 amino acids.
GGCAUUAGGGGAAAAUAAGUGUUCGGCACAGACUAGAAGGGCCGAGAUGGCCUGUUUCCGUGCUGUAAUUGUUAUAUGGUAUUUAUAUGUCUGCACCACCUCAAUGUCAGCCCCUGCAGCGUUGACUGGCUGAAGGGGGAGCUUGGACCUGCCAAAGUUAACCACCAUCUCUUUAGUCUUUGUUGUGUUCAGGAUGAGACAGUUCUCUUUACUCCAGGCACAGAAGGCACUGGUCAAGUUCCUGUAUUCCUCCUCAUGCCCGUUCCUUACACAUGCCGCAAUCGCUGUGUCAUCUGAAUAUUUCUGUACGUGGCAUGUGUCAGACUUAUAGUUGAAGUCUGCAGUAUACAGGGUGAAGAGGAACGGGGCCAGAACCGUAGCAAUCAAUUUGAUUUACAGCUCCCACAUGGUUAAGUUCUGUUACUAAAUUGGCCUUAAGUACAUUUGCACAAUAUCACAAGCUUUAAUCUUGGCAGUUACUCAAAACGUUUUUCCCUGUAUUCGCCAAUCACAGCGAGCAAUUGUAGCAACAAACCAAUUGUUGCUGUGAAAUGUCUUAAACAUUUAUCCUCCCCACGCCAUCGCUUCUGGCCAAGUUUCAUGGACGACCGUGGUCUGUUAUGUUUCUGCCUCUCUCCUGUGCGUUUAACUGGAGUAUGUUGAGGAGACUUGCAACAUGUUGAAUACUCUGCUUUUCCGUCACUUUGAUUUCACUAACAACCUGUGAGCAGCAAUGAAGUUUCACAUAUGGAUGCUAGCAAUAAGUACUUCCCUUCUUCAAGGCCGCUGUCCUGCACAAUUCUCCUACUUUGGUGCCUCCUUUGGCUUGGAAACUUCCUCGGUUAAUGACACCUUUCAGGUACAGGUCUUUUCUAAUACAGCUAAGCUAUGUGCGGUUUGUCUCGCGUGAUAUCUAGCUUGCUGGGUUUUAUUGACUGUUAAGCAGCACCUCUGGUGAACAUGGAUAGGUGGCGUUUCAGGUGGGGACCCUUCUUCUGACUGAAUGAAGAGGGAGGGAGGGAGAGAAGAAUGCUGGAAAAGAGGAGAGGAAGGACAAGGACUGGCAGGUGAUGGGUCGACACAGGCGAAUGGGGACAGGCAGGUGGGUGGAACAAAGGCCAGAGAUAAGAACAAUAGUUGGGAGAUGGGGUUGAAGAGUAUUUCCCCCUAUACCGCACCUGGACUCCCAACUGUUUCUGCCCUCCAUCUCCUCCAUCCCGCUACUUUCCUCCCCCUGGCUUCACAAUCCGUGACUCUUCAAACCUGUCUCACCUUCUGUUCUUGUCACUGGCCUUUGUUCCAACCAUCUGCCUGCAAAAAACCAGCUGUCUUCUGCCCCACCCCACCAACCCCCUUCCUAAAAUACGUCAGAAGAAGGGUCUCAACCCGAAACGUUACCUAUCCAUGAUGUUGUUCGACCUACUGAGCUACUCCUGCACUUUGUGUCCUUUUGUGUAUUAACCGGUGUCCGCGUUUUUUGUUUCUACUUAUUGACUGUUAAAUUGUACGUGUCAGGUCCAUGUAUAUUACAGAGGAAUCAAUCUGCCGUGCCCACAAAGUCCCGAUGAGAUUUGUGUGGCGUUAAACUGCUCUACCUGCAGAUCCCGAGCAGUGGAAGUCAGUGGGCACAUUGCAAACUGGUGCCUGCUAGAUGGAGUGAAGGUAAUUCAUCUCCACUCGAAUCCUCUUCAUGUAAGUUACAGGUCGUGCGGAGAUUGUUGGUCACUCGUUAUGGAAUCACCGAGGGAAACGGAACGGUUUCUUUUUACGUUUUCACUGUUUGCGGAUUUGGGAAGGCGCUCAGACGAUGCAGCCACCAACACCCCUCCACAACCUCCUCUGUUACCCGUCUUAAGAGUGCCUCAGAAUUGCAUGGCUACUUAUCACCUGACUGUGUAUGAGGGGAAUGGAGAUGUUCUCAGAUGUCGUUAUGGACUGCGGGAAAGACAGGAAUGUGUCCACUGUGUCCAGCAUCAUGUCCUCAAGUUGGAUCAGAAAAACUGUGUCCUUUACUACAAUCGGCUUGGAACUAAAGGAGCGUACAUCUUGGAACUGAUGAUUGAAGAGUAUCCAAGAGAUACCAUUCUCCUGACUCACGGUGAUGGGACACAGACUGUGUAUCCUGCUUUUGAAGAGGCUUCCUCCACUCAAAGCAUUAAAGCUUUGAGUUCCAUCCCCAUGCAAUUUGUUAUUAUUGUGGACAACGCUAUAUCAGAAUGUGCAUAUGGAAUUUUUCGCCCAUUGCUUGUUCAUCCAACACCUCCCAAUGGUGCAAGAAUAUAUGCUUCAAAUUAUGAUGAGAUUAACUUCACAAUAAAAGCCAUCAGCAUAAAUGAAAGGAUCGCCGCCUUUACAAUCGUGGGUCCACGUGAGUUACGCAAGUCUGAUACUUGGAGCAUGGAUGACAGAUUUGUGUCGGUGAAUGUUACCUGGUCAGUCGGUGCACACACUGUCCCAAAACAAGUCCCGGUGUGCUUUCUCUCGACAACAACUUCGGGAUUACAGUCAGAACCACGGUGCAUUUGGAUUGUGCUGGGUAUGUAUUGAUAAACCACAACUGGUAAUUGUUUCUGAAUCUAAUGUCUUUAAACAUGUGUUGUUACGGGAAGAGAUUCUUGAUAACAUCCUGAGUAUAAGAAAUUGAUGUUGAAAUUGGAGUAUUGUGUUCAGUUUAGGUCACCCUGAUACAGCAAGGAUGCCAUUAUGCUGGGAAGAAUGUAGAGAAGAUUUAAGAGGAUGUUGCCAGGACUCGAGGGACUGAGGUACAGGGAGAGAUUGGGCAGGCUAGGGGUUUGUUUGUUGGAGCGCAGGAGGGGAAGGGGAGACUUUACAGGGGUG